UUCCUGGUAAAAAUAGCAAUACGAUGUUGGGCAACAGAACCGGUACGAACCGGAUUCCAGUUCGGAGCUCUCCAGCUGUCGACCGGAUUCUAUUAGGCCCGGCGCUCGGUGCUUCGAAGAAGGAACGGAGUCUGAUGAUGCUCAGUUGUGCUCUUCUUCGUUGCUCUCAGGGACGUUAACACAAACAUGUUGCGGUCACUGCUCAAGAAUUUGCCCACUCGAUCGACCCAUCAUCGCCUUCUCCUGUACAAUCCUCAAAGGGAGCUUCACAGCAGAAACAAGAAGGCCCAGGAGUUCAUAGCCAGAGGCUGGAGCGCUGUCAAGGAAGUCGACCGGGUCAUCGACCACGCUGAGCUCAACGAUCGCCGUCUCAUUCCCCUCCUCAGGACAGCAAAAGAGAACUUUGAAUUGGCUCUGGAAACUGACAAUUCGAACACCCAUGCAAGAUAUUGGCUGGCUAAACUCCAUCUGAAGUACCAUGUUCCCGGGAAGUGUCUUGCAGUAGGUGCUGCCUUGUUGGUAGAAGCUGCUGAUAUGGGUGAUGCCAAUGCUCAAUAUGAAUUGGGUUGCCGCCUGAGAGUUGAGCAUGAUGAUUUAACAGAUGAUCAAAAAGCUUUCUAUUAUCUCGGAAAAGCCGCUGAUCAGCUGCAACCCAAUGCCCUAUACCUGCUUGGAGCUGUAUAUUUGGCUGGGGACUGCGUGAAGCAAGAUCUUGCAUCAGCAAUGUGGUACUUCCAUCGAGCCUCAGAGAAGGGGCAUGCAGGUGCUGCAAUAGCAUAUGGAGCUCUCCUUCUAAGAGGCGUUCAAGUCCCAGAAUAUCUUACAAAAUUUAACCGGAAGGGCGGAUCUGCUGCUCGGAGAGCAAGGCAGGGUGGGGACACCCCAAUUGUAGACCCGGUGGAAACGGCAAGAAAGCAAUUUGAGAUAGCGGCAAAAGCAGGAUGCGACAUUGGGUUUAAGUGGUUGGAUAGACUCGAAGAGGAAGAGAAGCAGCUGCUUUCUAGCACAGAAAGCUGAUGCUGCUUAGAAUUGUGUUAGUCCACUUGACUACUGUAAGGAGUCCGGGCUGGUUUUUGUUUGCGUAGUUCAUUGAUCGACUCUUAUGUUCUGUAUAUUCUUGCAUUUCACCGGUUCGAAAAAAGGGUGGAAACUAUGAUGAUACCGUCAUGAGCUGAACUGAACAUGCAUGCUACUCUGAGCGCAUUGUUGCUCUGAUCUGAAUGAGGAUCAUGCAUUCUCAUUAAUUCUGUAGAUCCUCCAUGGAAGAGAGGAUCCAUCAUUAAUAAGUCCUUAUCGAUCCAACAGAAAGAAUGAUCUUCUUAUGAUA
Molecule: messenger RNA, 1327 nt
Organism: Punica granatum (pomegranate)
Lineage: Eukaryota; Viridiplantae; Streptophyta; Magnoliopsida; Myrtales; Lythraceae
Source: RefSeq, a predicted model, not a curated record